AACUGGAAUUUGGGCGGGUAUUGUAGAAGGUUACUCGUAGAUGCUAUGGAAAUAAUUAAUUAGCUUGGCUGGCAAGCAAAAUUAGAAGUGAAAAUCGAUAAAUUGAUAUUAAAUCCAAGCUGGAGGAAUCCUCUGAUUGGUUAAUAUUUUCAGGCGGUGAUCGCAUAUAAUUAAAUCCAAGCUGGAGGAAUCCUCUGAUCGGUUAAUAUUUUCAGGCGGUGAUCACAUAUAACAAAGGAGAAAUUCAAGGGUCUUCACCUAAAACUACUUGCCCCUUCCAUUUACCUUUCCGUUCUCUAUUUCUUCUUCACUUUGCAUUCUUAACACUGUGAUUUAGUUUCCUUUUCAAUAUUGAAAUGGCUCCAAGGAAACGACAAAGGAAGGCUCUUAAGGGUCAGAUGCGUAAGGAUGCAGCUAUUGAUGCUAUGAGGAGUUAUGGCUUCCCUCAUAAACUGAUUAACACUACAAUCAACGAGCUUUUGGACGUUUAUGGUUUGGAAGGAUGGCCAUUUAUUGAAGAGACUUCAUAUAAAGUACUGCUUGACAAUAUCCUUGAAAAAAUUGAGAAAGAGGCAAUGGAAAAGAGAGAUUGCAAAGAUGGAAAUGAAACCAAAUCAUUAGCUGCUGGAACGUCAAAUAGUGGUUCUGUCCCUACAUGCCCUACCGAGGAGAAUGCUAAUGAGGCUCCGGAUACUGCAUCAGGGACUAAUGGAAUUCCAAACAUUGCAUUACAGAUUAUUGGCUCUGAAACUAAUGCUGAGGGAGAAGGAAGUAGCUGGAAGGACAUCAACUUGGACCAAGAUUCCAAGAAGCAACAAAUGGCCGAUGCUGUCAAGACAGAAUAUAGGGAUUUUGAAGCUGUUGAGAAACUUGGCAGCAGAAGCCACUCUCCUAAAUACGAUGUUCUUUCACCAGACAGAGUGGAUGCUUUUCCAGGAGGAAGGAGAAGACCUUACUAUGGUUGGAUUAGUAAUGACGAUGAUUGGGAUCUUGUGGAGCUAAAACCAGCACCAUUACCAGAGAAGAUAGCAAAGUUACUCUUAGUAGCAGAUGGUUCCAGAAGCCUUAAGAGAAGGUGGCCUGAAGAUGUGUAACAUUCUCCAUUACUGUGUAAUGAUGCUUUAAAGAAAAGGUUCAAAGUGUAAAUCUCAAUUAUCUGCAGGCUAAACUAAACUAGUUUCCUCCAUCAAUACAGUCUUUGUAUAUCUAAUAUCUGUAGGCUUUUUUAAUUUCCUUUCUUGUUUCUCCAAAACCAAAAUAGAGACGAGAAGCAUGUGAGGCAUUGAAUUGUGGAAUGGUUUAUUCAUGCUUAAGCAUAGUGUAGCUAGAUUCUUUGUAAUGCAAAGUUCCUGAGUGAUGAAUGUUGGUUAUUUGGUAAAUUUUUA
This is a messenger RNA of Jatropha curcas, 1385 nucleotides long. RefSeq lists its product as uncharacterized. The record is from RefSeq and is a predicted model, not a curated record. Lineage: Eukaryota; Viridiplantae; Streptophyta; Magnoliopsida; Malpighiales; Euphorbiaceae.